This is a messenger RNA of Caenorhabditis briggsae, 1647 nucleotides long. Gene Ontology annotation, cellular component: endoplasmic reticulum. Gene Ontology annotation, biological process: endoplasmic reticulum organization. The record is from RefSeq and is a predicted model, not a curated record. NCBI's taxonomy places the organism in Eukaryota, Metazoa, Nematoda, Chromadorea, Rhabditida, Rhabditidae.
AUGAGUGUUGGCACACACAUCGCUGAGGUCAUUCGACAGGGCAUUUGGGCCUCGCUCACUGGAGGAUGGUACUAUGAACCGGGUUUCUCAAUAUUCUGUAACACACUCCAUCUAUACGUCUGGUUUGUUCUUAUCAUUCUUCCAUUGGUUCUCGGAAUCGUCACAACGAAUGGAGUCUCCCUUGUGUUUGCUGCUGCUUACACUGCAUUCAUUGCCUUCUUCUUCACUGUUAUCAAGAGCGCCGUUGCAUAUCUUCACCUGAUAUUCGAUACGACUGAUCCGGUAGUUGUGACAAGACCACUCAGCGAUUCUGUGGAAGAUGUAUUCAGAGAAGUGUCUGAGCCACCUCCACUCCACGAUGUCGAAAUGAUUGAACUUCGCGAUAUGGGAUACAAUUUGCGCGGGUCUGAAAGAGCAUUGGAUCCAAGACGAGAGACAAGUGUUCGAGAAGAAAUCGCUGCGAAUAUGGCGAGAAUUCGGAGGAAUCAGGAGAUUUGUGAUUAUGUGGCUAGUGGCGCUGCGUCCAGAGAAAACCAGGCCACUUCGGCUCCACACGGUCCCACUACAUCGAAAUUUUGGGAUUUUGGUGAGCAAACUUUUAACUUUUUGUUGUUUUCGUUUUUUUCUUGUCCACUUGACCUAAUUUCGAAAAUCAUACAAAAGUCACACAUUCCAGUUGCCUCCGACACUACAAUCAUCCAAAAUCUACAUCCAAAUGCGAUUGCACAUGUUAAAAAUAUAUUAAAUACUAUUGAAGAUGAAUCGACGGAAACUGAAUCUGAACCGACGUCGACGAAUCGACAAGCGAUCGAAAUCAACAAGAACCCAUACACCAAAGUUCGAAGCCGAUCCACAUCUCCACCUACAGUAGUCGCCACACCGAAACGGAAAAGAUCCAUGCCAUCGAGUCUGAGAAAACGUUUGGAAGCUCAAGUGGACGAGGAAGAGGAGGAUAAGAAGCCAUCCACAUCAUCAGGAAAGCAGAUGCAUGAAAGAUAUAUCAGAAUCAUUCGAGAAAUGAAAGAACAAUCUGAAAGGGAGAAAAAGGAAAAGGAGGAGUUGGAAGAGGAGGAAGAAGAAGAGGAAGAUGAAGGGGAAAUUGAUUAUAAUCAGCCAUCAACGUCAUCUACAGUUCCAUCAAGUAGUAGACGUCCUUCUAGAAGACGUUCUUCCACUGGAGCCACCAAUCGGAAGAGGAAGUAUAGUAGAAGAGCUGGAUCACCGGCUGUUUUUGCGGGGACUUUGAUAAAAAAGGAUUCUCACGAGUCGUCCCGAAGCAUGCCAACCUCUGUCGGAUGGACUCCCGUCGUUGUCUCUCUCGGAGACGUAGACCGCCCGACGACGUCUCGAUACUCUGCAGAUGACGCUGAUAAUGGAGCAGAUAUUCGUGGAGAAAUCACCAAAUUCCUUGAGGAUCUCAUUGAUAAACAUCCCGAAACCCUGGAUGCUAUUGAGAACGUCCGAAUGAGUCGCCUUGGAAGAGGACGUCCAAGUUCAGAAUCUCAUGAAUCUGCACCAAUAAUUGAACUGGCUUCAUCAUCCCAACCGAGCACCUCAGCGGGACCAUCUACUUCGACAGCUCAUCAGAGUGGUCGUGUCACUCAUGGAAUCUUUGCGGUUCCUCAUGUACUAAGGAAUGCUGCGUGA